Messenger RNA from Oreochromis niloticus (Nile tilapia), 2788 nucleotides. It is a transcript of the gene ompa, whose product is annotated as olfactory marker protein a. Gene Ontology annotation, biological process: signal transduction; sensory perception of smell. The transcript is spliced from 2 exons. The record is from RefSeq and is a predicted model, not a curated record. Lineage: Eukaryota; Metazoa; Chordata; Actinopteri; Cichliformes; Cichlidae. The coding region runs from base 975 to 1712 and encodes 245 amino acids.
UCACCUCACUCGACCUCAAUCAUACCCAAAGGAAACACCACGACCGCAGCACAAAGGUGCGACUGACCAUCGCUGCUUACAGCGUUAUUUAUUUUACAGGUGAUGUCCUUCAAGGCUGUUUUAAAUGUAAGCCACAUGUUAAAUAAACAGUAUGUGGACAUAACGAGUGUUUACGACCAUAAAACGUGUUCAGGUGCAGACAGGGAGCGAUUGUGGAUUCUAACUCAUGGAAAAUAUAUUUUUUCAUCUUCACUUUCUAUUAAACAAACAAUGUAGAUAAAUACAACAGCUCCACACUCCGAACACGUACAGAAAAUAAAGAUUGAAACAAACGAUUUCCACUCGUUUCCCAUUAAUGACAUUCAGCGUCUUUGAUUAACAAAAGCAACUCAGGAUUAAAGUUUUUAACGAGCAAACGUCAUCCAUCCACAUCCUGCGCUGAAAUCCCAGCUGACAACACGUUGACAUAAUCCACGCGCACACACACACUCCCCAGUGAAGUGAGUGAUAUAAAUAAAUAAGCGAUCCAUUGAGCUAAGACGAGCCGGGCUCCCAGAAGCCCUCAGGAAACUCCCAGCGUUCCCUGUCAUACGUCAGCAGCACUUCCUGUUGCUUAGCACCUUCACACAUCACCUGCCUGCUGAACACCUUAAAAAAAAAAAAGACCUCAAAAAGUAUUUUCAAACACUUUGUACAGUCGGCAGAGAAAAAUCAAUCUACAGAAAAUGCUCUCAGCUGUUCUGUGUUAGCUUCAGCGUUCAUGUCAACUAUAAACUGCUUUAUAAACACCUGACGUGUGUGAUUCUGCAGAAAUGUCCAGUUUCUGCAGGAACGUCUGAUUCAGGCUGGAGGACUGAAAUAACCCGAGCAGGGCUGGCUGCACAACCAGACGACUAACGAAUGUGACCGUUACUGUCACAAUAAUCAGCUGUUUGCAUCGAUCUCAUCUCCUCUGCCCCCUCUUGAUAAUCAAUAUGUCCCAACCAAACUACCCAGUUGGCUCCGGGGAGAUGGGACAAAAUGAGAAACUGGUACACUGUGAUGGAAACUGUUGGGAAGGGAGGAGGGGGAGAAGAGCCUAUGAGAAUAGAGUGAGAGAAGAAAAGAGGCUGAGACUAAAAACUCCAUCAGAGCUUCAUCUCUCACAGCAUCCAUCCACACAGGCAGGCAGGCUCUCUCCUUAUCCCAGGAAUAAAACCUCAGAGAUGGACGCUGAUGAGGCCAAAUCUCCCUCCAACACCAUUGUGCUGGAGUUCAAAGAAGACACCGCGCUGACAGAGAUGAUGCGCCUUCGCGUGUCCUCCCUGCAGCGGUCAGGGCAGAAGCGUCAGGACGGCGAGCGUCUGCUUCUGCCCUACGAGGCCGUGUAUCGGCUGGACUUCGCCAUCCAGGAGCUGAACUUCUCCCGCUGGUAUUUCUCCCUCUCCGGCUACGGCCGCGUCACCAUCACCGGUAUUUGCCAGCAUUGGACCCCCGACCUCACCAACCUGAUGACCCGGCAGCUGCUGGAGCCCAUUGGAACAUUUUGGCGUAAUGCCGGCGACCCCGAAGAUUCGCAGCUCAAGUGCCUGGAGGCGGACAUGCAGGAAUUCGGCGAAAGGAUUGCAGAGCUCGCCAAAGUCAGGAAGGUCAUGUACUUCCUGCUUGCUUUCAAGGAUGGGGCCGAGGCGGCGAAUCUCAACUGCUCGAUCGAGUUCACAACAGAGAAAUGACUUUUAUUUAGUGCCAGUAGAAUCCUGAUAGAGUCCAGAAGAAGCCUUUAAAAUUUCUAUUCUAUCAGCCAUUAUUUUACUGUUGAUUAGAAAAACCUGACAACUCCUUUUCAACCAAUCAGAGAUAGAUGAGCUUAAAUAUUCUCCCUCAAACUAGUUAAACAGUUACUCUCUUUCUAUCGUUGAGUGUAAGUAAAACGUCUGUUUGAUUUUUUUAACAGUAAAAGUUACAUAAACACCAAAACAGGUUUUACAGCAAGUAUUUCAACACAAAAGCAACAUUUUUUGUGAAAAUAAAACCUGAAAUGAACACAAUGACAAGAGAAAGAAAACAUAAUGCUUUGAAUUAACACUUAAUAUGCUUUUAUAUAUGUUGGUGCUAAUUAAAGGGACAGUUCACCCCAAUGGAUGCAGUCCGGUUUCUCUAUUUCACAGACAUAAGAUCCAUUUGUGAGUGUUUAAAAAAUGACUACAUUAGAAAAUUACAGAAGAUAUCCAAGCAAGAUGAUGAGCCUGGCAUCAAAUUAUAGGUACAAAGAAAACUUUUCAUAUGUUUUAACUGGUUUGAAGCCCACAUGGUGAUAUGAUCCUUGAAAGUGACUGAAAAUGGACUCUCCAAGCAUUCUCCAGUAAACAAUCAGGAACACUCAGUGUAUCAAUGCUGGUUUCUGUUACAAUGUAUCACAUCUGUGAAGUUUUGCUAUUGAAACUAUGCUAAAUACAAUGUUACUGAUGCUCGCAGGUGGUUAUCAAAUAUCUACUAGAUUAUUAAAUUAGGUUUCAUAUAAUAAAUAUUGACACUUUUUAGAACCUUUAAAGUUUUCUGAAAUUAUUUACCUUUGAAGAAAAACACCCAAAACAAACAAAAACAACAACUUGUGAUCAGCUGACUGUUUUAACAACAUGUCGAUUACUUUGUUUUGUGACUGUUGACUUGCUGCAGUUGUUGUUUGGUUGUUUCUUAUUUAUUUCAUUGUUUCUAGGAGUAUAGAUAACCAAAUAUUUCCACUGCAUGCCUGCUGAUAGAAACAGAGAUCAAUGGUGUGACGCAGAUUAAAUAACCACUGAAAGCCGUG